This is a messenger RNA of Prorocentrum cordatum, 1071 nucleotides long. The record is from the annotation of a GenBank genome assembly. Lineage: Eukaryota; Dinophyceae; Prorocentrales; Prorocentraceae.
AUGACCGAGGAUGACGCCGCCGAUGGGCCGGAGUGGUGGUACCUGGACCGCUCCGGCCAGGAGUUCGGGCCGUUCAGGCAGGCCAAGAUGCGGACCUGGUUCUCCCAAGGCUUCUUCCCAAUCGGGGACGAGCUGCUGUUGAGAAUGAAGGACUGGUCGCGGCAUGUGCCCCUCUACGAGCUGUACCCGGAGGGGGCCGAGAAGUUCGCCGGGGAGCCCCGCGGCGCACGAGGCCCUCCCGGCGCGCCGCGCCUGGCGGCGGCGGCGGCCCUCCGCCGCCGGGCCCGCCGCAAGGCCACGAGCACGCCUAUGGCGCCCCCGUCGGGCCCGCCCCGCCCCCGCCGGCCUACGGCGGCGCCUACGCCGGCGGCGGGCCCGGGCCGCCGCCGCCCUCCCACGGCCAUCCCCCGUACGGCCCGCCGGUGCCGCAUGGUCCGCCACCCCCAGGGAACGGCUACAUGCCGCCCCCCGCGCACUUCGGCUACCCGCCGCCGCACGGGCCGUACGGCUACCCCCCGCCAGGUUACGGCCCGCCGCCGCAUGGCAUGCCCCCGCCGCACGGCUAUCCGCCGCCGCAUGACCCUUGGUACGGCAGGCCCCCGCUGGACGACCGGUGGCGCGGAGACCGCGGCCGAAGCAGGUCGCGGUCGCCCCGCCGGGGCUGGGCGUCGUCGCCCGGGCGGGGGCGAGGACCCCGACAGAAGGAAAGGCAACGGAGAGAAAGGCGGCGGCCGGUUCCGGGCGCACCACACAACCGGCGUGCCCAAGAUGACGGACCUGAGCUCGAAGUUCGGCGGCGCCGCCGAGGGGCCUCCGACCACCGCGAUGCUCAGGACGAACAUCCCGAACAAGUACUCGCAGGAGCAGCUCCUCGAGGAGAUCAAGAGUCAGGGCUUCGACAACAAAUUCGACUUCUUCUACCUGCCCAUAGACAUCAAAAACAGUGCAAACGUGGGGUAUGCCUUCAUAAAUUUCGUGGAGCCGCAAAGCUUCGACGAUUUCUGCGUGAAGUUCAAGGAUCCUGGAAGAGGGAGAGGGGGGGAACGAGGAAGAGAUAGGUGGCCGCGGUGA